CAUUAUAAUCGAUGUUGCACUUGUAAUCCUUAGGUGUACAUUACAUUGCGUCAUAUGCAUGUUAGAAGCAUCUGUAUUAGUGACAGGAUGCGACAGUGGCAUAGGUUUGGAAUUAUGUCGCAUCCUUCCUAAACAUGCCUACUAUGUUAUCGCAAUCUGUAAGACAAAUGAUGGGCGUAUUCGUGCCAAUCGGGCCAUCGAUCCAAAUUUUGUUAGUCAUGAUAUUAACAACAGUAGAAUUAAUUUCAUGAAGUUAGGUUGUUCAUUCCUCGGUGAUGUCGCCAACCAAGAUGAAAUUGAAUCUAUAAGAAUCGACAUUAAAGAAUUGAUAGACAAUGGCAUAGUACCGCCUCUUUAUGCGUUAAUUAACAAUGCAGCUAUUUGGAGAUUCUCAUUACUAACCGAAGCUUUUGUAACAAAGGAUACACGUAAAAAGGAAAUCUCCAUGUGGAAUGAAGUGAUAAAUACUAACUUGUUUGGCUCAUUAAUUACUGUGUUAUGUUUUACCAAUAUGCUGAAAGCACAUGAAAAUGGUAAUCAGCCCCGAGUUAUAUUCAUCUCAAGUGUACUGGAUAGGAAUUCUCUGCCAGGACAAGGUGCCUAUGUGACUUCCAAAUAUGGUAUAUCAGCUAUCCAUGAAACAUUAUGUCAUGAGUUACAUGACAGUGGCAUAUACCCGGUGAUAAUUCGUCCUGGAGCACUGAAAAACACGAAUUUGUUUGUGAAGGAUUUAAGACUGCAUAAUCCACCAUGUGAAUGCCCACUGACAAGCACAGAGGUCAUGAGAGAGUCAUACAGAAUAUUAUUGAAUUGUGGUCAGGAUUGUAACAUCGUUGCCAGAACGAUACUUCAGGCUCUGGACCAGCGAAAACCCCGAUAUGAGUACUCCAAUUUUAUGGGAGCCAUGCCGUUUAGGAUCGCGGAGUACAUACCGCGUUGGAUUUUUGUUAACGUGGUCAAGAUUGUGUUGCAGAAAUUAGCAUUGCUGUACUUCCCUGCACAAAACCUACUGCGUAAAUGGUUUGUGUUUAAAAGAAAUUAAUUUGGAUGGAUUCUUUUCAUUAUUUCUUAGAAUCAUCUUGCGA
This is a messenger RNA of Babesia bovis T2Bo, 1085 nucleotides long. RefSeq names its product short chain dehydrogenase family protein. Gene Ontology annotation, molecular function: oxidoreductase activity. The record is from RefSeq and is a predicted model, not a curated record. Lineage: Eukaryota; Apicomplexa; Aconoidasida; Piroplasmida; Babesiidae. The transcript has 4 exons. The coding region runs from base 59 to 1042 and encodes 327 amino acids.